Messenger RNA from Acanthoscelides obtectus, 1581 nucleotides. Lineage: Eukaryota; Metazoa; Arthropoda; Insecta; Coleoptera; Chrysomelidae. The record is from the annotation of a GenBank genome assembly.
UAAAAAGUUUACAUAUGGGAUUAUUUUAUUAUUUUCAUUAAAAUUUAUUGUCCCAAAAAUACUUAGUUCCUAUAGAUAGAUUUUACUAUAUUUUAGUUAAAACUAAAACACAAUCUAAUUUAGACAUAAGAAACGAAUAUUUCAGAAAUAUUAGGAAUAAAAAUAAAUUUCAAAAUUUCAACAGCACUAGUUCACAUGAUACAACUAUUCUGCCAUGGUAAUAUAUCAGUAUUCAUGAAAUAGUCAGCAAAAUAGUCACGAAUAGCAGUCGCUGAUCUUGCAGAACACGCUCCUGUUUUUGCAACAUUAGCAUCAUAAAAUCCUUGGACGGAUAAGGCAUCUUCAUGUUUAUAUCCAUCUAGUACACGAACAAAAUUAUGCAGUACAGUACAAGCUUUAACUAUGUCAACAGCAAAAUCUAUUGACACGUUGAGUGGUCUGUGAAAUAUUCUCCACUUGUUAGAAAGUAUUCCAAAAGUACACUCAAUAUACCUUCGUGCUCGAGUUAACCGGUAAUUAUGUAUUCUCUUUUUUAAUGUCAGAUUUUUUCCACCAUAUGGCCUCAUAACAUUGAAGGAUAAACCAAAUGCUUCGACUCCAACAAUAACAUAUGGGAUUUUGUAAUCAUUCUUUUGUGGCAAAAAAUCUGGAUUGGGAAGAUCUUUUUUGAGCUUAAGUUCUUAUAAAAAUGACCACUUCAAAUUUUACAGAGGAAAAUCAUACAAUCGAAGAAGCUUCGGAUCAUGAACAAAAUGAGUAUGUUACUCCUUUAAGGCCUAUACAUGUACAGAAAAAAAGGAAAGUGGCAUCGGAAACCGACCAUAACACUGAGAUAGUGGGCCUAUUAAAGGCAAAUCUUGCACAGCGACAAACAAACGAUAUUAUGCUAGACAAUGACGGAGACCGACAUUUCCUUCUUUCGCUACUGCCGGACUUUAGAAGAGUGCCAAUUGACAAAAAGAUGGAUGUGAAAUUGGCAAUGAUACAAUCGAUAAAAUCUGCCCUAUUACCCACUCAAUCUGCAUUUAAUUACAACCAUGUACAACAUUUGCCGUUUUAUCCAUCCGCUCCUAAUCCCCCUUCUACACAACAUCUUCCUAUUCAUAAGUCAUCAUCUUCACAAGUGCACGUUUAUGGUCAUCCUUCUUCCACUCAUUCUCAUUUAUCUCCCCAUUCGUCAUCCAACACUUCAUUCAUUGAGUUACAAUGUUCAUCCAAUGAAAGAACAGACACUGUUCCCAUCCUCUCACCCCAUUCCGUUGAAUCAACUGCCACCUCAACAGACGGAUCCAUCAUCGAUCUUCUUGUUGAUUACCAAGGCUAAGACCAAAAUUGUGGAGCUGAUAAUUAAUUAUUAUUUUUCUUGUACUACUUUAAAUACAAAUAGAUUUAGAAAAAAAACAUCUAUAAGUAUUUUUUCCUUACCUUAAUGUCAUAGAUAGUCGUUCUUUUGACGAAAUACUUCUACGCAUAGUUGUGUCCUUUUUAAUUAGUUUGUUUUCCAAAAUAUUAUGAAGUUUCUCAAAGGACUGAAUAGACAUUCGAUAAUAAUUGAAAAACUUCGAUGGAUCUUGCAACAAA